AAAAAAACAGACCUCAUGUUUCCUUACUUCAACUUAUUGCACUAGUUCAGCGGUGCAGCAAAAACGAACAGACCUACUGUCCAUACAUUUCGGAACUUGCUCCACGUCAGGAUUACAUUUGGUCUCAUCAGUCGUGUACGAGAACUCUUGCGGUUGUGAUGCUGAGGCUAUGUUUACAUCUCUUUUAACGUAUAUUAUUUAUUAGACAAUGGAAUCUACAAUGGAAAGGGGACGAAAUAAAUAUAAUGAAUUGAUCAUUGAAUUAUCAGAUUCGGAUGAUAAUGACGAUAAGAUACUUUUAAAAUCAACGAAUGAAAAUCACAUAGCGGUGGAAAAUAAAAUAAAAAGGAAAAUUAAAACGAGUAUAGAGCUAAUGAAAAAGACGUCAAAGAUAAAUGCACAAAGCAAAAAUGUCGAGUGUUCUAAAAAAGAAAAUUUAAAAAUAUCUAAUGAAAAGAAACGGAAGCUAGAAGCAGUGUCAUUUACUAAUUUUGAUAUGGAAGCGUUACAGAAAAGGCAGAAGAAAGAUUCAAACAUAAAUACCGACAUAAAAUUAAAUCCUACUCUUACACGAUGUAUGGAGUGGACAGACGUCGAUUACAUAAGUGAGAUCAAUAAUAUAGAUAGAAACAUUGCGGAAAAUGUAGUGAAACUUUUUAAGGAGGACAACACUGUGCCUUUUAUCACACGAUACAGGAGAGAUAUGACCGGAUCUAUGGAACCGGACAAAUUGAGAGCCCUUAAAAACAGUUUCGAUGAAGUCCAAAUUAUUAAACAUCGUGCUGCGACAAUUAUCAAAACAAUCGACAAAUUGGGGAAGUGGUCGCCGGAAAUUCACUCUGUUAUAACAUCUACAAAAUGUCUCGCCGAUCUCGAAUAUAUUUAUUCUUUAUUUAAACCAGCAGCAAAACGAUCUCUGGCAGACAAAGCAAGAGAAUUAGGCUUGUGGGAAAUCAGCGAUGUCAUUUUGCAAGGGCAACAAAUACCGCCGUUAGCAUCUUUCAUAGACAAACAAAAGGAAGGCUUACGAAACGAAGAAGAAAUAGAAGAUGGCAUUGUGCAUAUAAUAGCAGACCUUAUUAGCAAGAAUAAGGAAAUUCUCGAGAGAGUUAUUACUUUGCGAAAAACGACCGCCAUAGAAAUACAGACAAUUCAAUAUAAAACAAAAGAAAUUUUGAAAGAUAAAAAUAUAGUGGACAAACAGAAGUACGAGAUGUAUUUCAAUUUUAAAAUAACUGAAAGGAACAUUAAGCCGCAUCAAAUUUUAGCUAUUAACCGGGCCGAAUCGAAAAAGAUCCUCAGUGUAAAAAUCGUUAUUCCAAAGACUUUUGAACAAGCAUUCAGGAAAUAUUGUUUGUCACUUUAUGCACUCACAGUGAAAGCGACAGAGUUACAUAUGAAUUUACUUGGCAAAAGUGUCGAUUAUGCUUAUAAAUAUCUGAUUAAGCGACUAGUAACACGUCGUGUAAAAAAUGAGAUGAAAGUCAGAGCAGAAACGGCAUCCAUAGAGGUUUUUGCAGCUAAUGUUAAGCAAUUGCUUCUAGCUUCUCCUAUCCGAGGUAAAAUUAUCCUUGGUAUAGAUCCAGGUUUCAAUCAUGGAUGUAAACUCGCUGUUGUAUCAGAAUGCGGUAAUCUUCUCGAUUCUAGUGUGAUAUAUCCGCAUACGAGUUCCAAGACGUCUUAUGAACAUUCGGUUAAUGUAUUGGUGAAGUUAGUAAAAAAGCAUAAGUGUACGGUAUUAGCUCUGGGAAACGCUACAGCGUGUAGGGAGACCGAAGUAUUUCUCAAAAAAGUGAUAAAAUCAAAGGCGUUCGGCUCCUUGAAUGUAACAUAUACCAUUGUCAAUGAAGCUGGAUCUUCGAUCUAUAGUUGUAGUCCUGAAGCAAAAUCUGAGUUUCCGAAUCUUGAUGUAAAUAUUAUAUCAGCUAUUUCCAUAGCAAAGCGUCUGCAGGAUCCACUAGCGGAAUUAAUUAAAAUAGAUCCAAAGCACUUAGGAGUUGGAAUGUAUCAACAUGAUCUUCCUGAGAAACAAUUAAUGAACGCGCUAAACGAAGUGAUUACAGAAGCUGUAAGUUUUGUUGGAGUCGAUGUCAAUACAGCUUCACAGUGUCUUCUGCGGAGAGUGGCUGGUCUUACAAGUUCCAAAGCUGCAAAUAUCAUAGAGUGGAGAAAUAAGCAUGGUGCGUUUCAAAAUAGAGCGCAAAUAUUAAAGGUGAAAGGCAUUGGCAACAAGACGUUUGAGCAGUGUGCAGGAUUUAUAAGAAUUUUACCAGAAACGGCAUUAAUUAAUCAAAAUACAAAGAAGAAACCAAAGAAUUUGCAGGACGAGUUAAAUUUGUUAGAUCAAACGUGGAUCCAUCCAGAAUCGUACAUAAUAGCAGAUAAACUUGUAGAACAUUGUCAAUGUAAUUUGAAUGAUCUUGGUACUUCAGAGUUUAUCGAAAAGAUAAAUUUGUAUGCGAAAGCAAGCUACUCAGAAUUAGCUGUACAGUUUGAUACCGACAAAGCUACGAUAGAAAUUAUAGUUAAAGGUCUAACUAUGAGAAAUGACGAAGAUAUACGUUCAAUAUUAAAUCAACCGCUGUUCUAUGAUAAUAUGCAAAGUAUUGAUGAUUUGAACAUCGGUGCUACAUUAAACGGUGUUGUACGAAAUGUCACACACUUCGGUGUGUUUGUAGACAUAGGAGUCGGUAGAAAUGGAUUAAUACACGUUAAGUAUUUAAAAGAUCAGACUCUAUGUAUAGGACAACAUGUAGCGGUAAAAAUAUUAUCCAUUCAGCGAGAUCGUAAUAGAAUAAGUCUUGAAUUGAUGAAAAUAUUGUAGAUAAUUGUAUGAAUUUUAAUUAGCAAACAUGUUGAACAUAUUAAUAAUGCGUAGUAUUAAUCGUGUAACGUAUUAUCGACAUAAGAGACCUAUUAAUGGUGUCAGAAACGUUAUUAACAUAUCAAGUUUGCUAACUACUUUUUUACUCAUUUUAUACUAUAAUCAGAACUAUUAAACUAAAUACAAAAAUAAUGCCUUAUUCCUUUUUUGUUAAUUAUUAUUAUUAAUUAUUAAGGAAAAUGUAUUCAAUUAUAUAUAUAUAUAUAUAUGUGUAUAUAUAAUAACUUUCAACGUAGAUUGGAAGUUUGUUUUUGCAUACACAUGCACUCACAUAUAUCUGUAUAGAGUAUAUUCAGUAAACAAGAAACAUUAAAUUUGCCUUUCGAAAUUAGUGGUCCAGCGGAAAGACUAGGCCGAGUGAGUAUUGAUACUAUUGGAUUGGGACAAAAAUUCGUCGCAGUUUUUAAGUGAAAUUCGAAGACAAUGUUUAGAUAUUUGUAUAUAUAGAGUUAUUCAAUCACAUAUGUGUCAUUUUAUUUCACUACUUUUCGCCAUCUUUGAAACACACUGGUUAACGGUGGCUCAUUUCGUUCUCCCCAGGAACCUUUCCGCUGCACAUUGUUUAUCCAUUUUUCAUUGUCUGUUCGUUAAAAAAAUGAGUCGUUUUCGUUGCAUUUAAGCAGGGAAACGCUGAUGGAAAUACGGUCCAUUAAAUUUUUAUUUUCCAUUAAAUUAUGAAACACCCACUCACAUCGGCCUAGUCUUUCCGCUGGACCAUUAAUUAGAAAAUUUUACAUUAAAUUAGCCCAUCACCU
Molecule: messenger RNA, 3639 nt
Organism: Dinoponera quadriceps
Lineage: Eukaryota; Metazoa; Arthropoda; Insecta; Hymenoptera; Formicidae
Product: S1 RNA-binding domain-containing protein 1
Exons: 3
Coding region: 209-2824 (871 amino acids)
Biological process (GO): nucleobase-containing compound metabolic process; translation
Molecular function (GO): structural constituent of ribosome; mRNA binding
Source: RefSeq, a predicted model, not a curated record